Messenger RNA from Phyllotreta striolata, 1461 nucleotides. NCBI's taxonomy places the organism in Eukaryota, Metazoa, Arthropoda, Insecta, Coleoptera, Chrysomelidae. The record is from the annotation of a GenBank genome assembly.
AUUGAAUUGUCAUAACUUGUAACAGUGUCAAAUUUUCAGUACAAUUUUUCUGGACUUUUUUUUAAAUUACAAUGUCUUGCAAUCGAAAGAUAAACGAACACAAUGCUAACAUAAAAAGCAUCUGGGCGAGGAGUAUAUUCGAUUCGAGAGGCAACCCGACCGUCGAGGUCGACCUCAAGACCAACUUGGGUACUUUCCGGGCGGCCGUACCCUCAGGCGCUAGUACCGGAGUACACGAAGCCUUGGAACUAAGAGACGAAUUAAAAGAUCAGUACCAUGGAAAAAGCGUCUACAAAGCCGUGUACAACAUCAACAGCAUCAUAGCUCCCGCUAUGCUCAGAGAAGAUUUGGACGUUUGCGAUCAAGAGAAAGUCGACAAAUUCAUGAUAAACCUCGACGGAACGGAGAACAAAAACAAACUGGGCGCUAAUGCUAUACUGGGCGUUUCGCUAGCAGCGUGCAAAGCGGGCGCAGCCAAAAGAGGACUGCCGCUGUACAGGCACAUCGCCUCUCUAGCCGAUACCCCGUCAAUAAUACUCCCCGUGCCGGCUUUCAACGUCAUCAACGGCGGCUCCCACGCCGGCAACAAACUGGCCAUGCAGGAGUUCAUGAUCCUGCCGACGGGCGCGAGAAGCUUCACCGAAGCCAUGAAGAUGGGCAGCGAGACCUACCACUAUUUGAAGAAAGUCAUCCACCAGAACUUCGGCUUGGACGCCACCGCCGUCGGCGACGAGGGCGGAUUCGCGCCCAACAUUCCGAAUCCCGAAGAGGCGUUGGACUUGAUCAACACUGCCAUCGCCAAGGCCGGUUACACCGGUCGCAUCGAAAUCGGCAUGGACGUGGCCGCUUCGGAGUUCUUCAAGGACGGUCUGUACGAUCUCGAUUUUAAAAAUCCGCGAUCAGAUAAAUCCAAAUGGCUGAAAGACACCGCCUUGUACGCCAUUUAUCAAGGGUACAUCAAGAAGUUCCCUAUCGUUUCAAUCGAGGAUCCUUUCGAUCAGGACGACUUCGAGGCGUGGACUAACAUAACGGCGAACGUGAGCAUUCAAAUCGUCGGCGACGAUCUCACCGUUACUAACCCGAAGAGAAUCGAAAUGGCCGCCAACAGGAAGUCCUGCAACUGCUUAUUGCUGAAGGUCAACCAAAUUGGAACUAUAACGGAAUCGAUCAAAGCCCAUCAGUUGGCAAAGAAGUACGGUUGGGGCACCAUGGUGUCCCAUCGAUCCGGAGAAACCGAGGAUACGUUUAUUGCCGAUUUGGUGGUUGGAUUGUCCACUGGACAGAUCAAGACCGGAGCUCCCUGCAGAUCGGAGAGAUUGUGCAAAUACAAUCAGAUUCUACGUAUCGAGGAGGAAUUGUGUUCGGAUGCUAGGUAUGCAGGAAAGAAAUUCAGACGCCCUAUAUAAUUUCAAAAUGUUUUUGUAAUAUCAUGAUGUGAAUAUUAAUGUUUGAUUAACUGAG